GCCCCGAAAUCACUUUAACACUCAUAAUCGGUAUGUAUAAACACGUAUGUUUAACAUUGUGCUUAUUUUUAAACUUCAAUUUCAAAUACGGAAAGAAAUGGGACUUGACCUUAAUACCCAGAAUGCAACGCUCUCUUGCCAUCUUGUCGGGUGGGUUGCGUUAGCAGAGCGGCAGGCAGUUAGCUGCCCGUUAGCUCGCCGUCACUGUGGUAAAGUGCUUUCAUGUCAGCCAGAAGAGAGCUUUCCGUACCUCCCGAGGCUGAGCUACAACGACUUCCACGCGUUUGACCCCUCUACCUUUGGAGUACAACUUUUAUUUCACCUGCUGAAGGAUUUGUUUACAUCAUGGUAUCGCGCGUGCUGUUCCCAAGCCAAGGAAAAGUAGCUCUCAUCAGCUAACUCGGCUAGUCGGGAAGAAGUCCUCAGAAGUGUGGGGCAGGCAACCGGGCCCGCCUCGGACUGAAGGACCGGUGGAAACUGCUUGACAAGAACUUUGGCGAGAAGUAACUUCCGAAGCUGGACGACACGGGUCUGCGUAUCUGUUUGUGAAGAGUGAAGAGAGUUGCUGCAUUCGUGUUCGGGCUGAGGAAGAACGUCCCGGGAGUUUUGGAGGAUCUGGCCUCGGAUUGUGACACUUUUGCCGUCAAGAGAGAGGAAGAGGAACGGUAUGGAAAUGCCAUGUGAUUAUCUUUGUUAUAUCCUCCUGCUGUGAAACACGUAAGACGUUUAGUCUCGCACUCGCGUUCGUCUGGAAAACUACUUAGAUCGCCGACAUGUCUAAAAUGCCUGCGAAAAAGAAGAGUUGUUUCCAGAUCACGAGUGUCACACAGGCUCAGGUGGCCGCCAGCAGCAUCACGGAAGACACCGAGAGCCUGGACGACCCGGACGAGUCCCGGACAGAGGACGUGUCAUCGGAAAUAUUUGACGUCUCUCGUGCUGAGCUGGGCGUGUGUGACAGAAGUUCAUCCGAGGAAACGUUAAACAACGUGGGGGAGUCGCAAGAGAUCCAGGCUCAUCUGACAGGUCCUGUCAACGGGGGGCCUUCUUACAAAAGUGUAGGCUCAAGUCGUGUUGCUGCGCACAACUUGGGAGGAAGUGUGUCUGUGCCAGCUGCAACUCAACCUUUUGUUCCGAGCUCUGUCAGCCACCCAUUAACAUCCAUCAGUACAACCCCUUCUGCCAGUGUGACACACACAGUCCCUGCGAGCACCAGCUGUAGUUCUCGAUUCAGGGUCAUUAAACUUGACCAUAGCACUGGAGAGCCUUUUCGCCGUGGCAGGUGGACAUGCACGGAAUUCUACGAGAAAGACUCAGAUUCAAAUGUUAAUCGGACUAUAGAUAGCAUAAAGCCAACUUUAAUCCCGAACCACAGCAUGGACCGAGAUAUUGGGCUGGGGACCACCAGUAAUUCUGUGGUCACGACAAGUGCAUUCUCUUCGCAUUCUUUGGAGGGCACUGCAGACAGUGGCUACUCCGUUGCACAUCUCUCCAAUGCUCACCCGUCAGAGUCCCUGCAUAAAGGUUACAGUUUGGUCUCUCACAUUGGGAAUGGAGCAAGUGCCUUCCAACCGACAGGGUAUACUGAUUCGUCACCGCAGCAGGGCAAUAUGCAACCUGUUGCCUCUCAGAACUUCCUCUCUAACAAUGUAAACGGUGUGCACCAAGGUGCCAUGCAGCAGAAGUCACCCAUGAUGCCUCCAGUCACGCAAACACUCCCGUUUGCAUAUUCUACUCAGCCAACUGGCCUCGCAACUGGCCAGCAGGACUUUCGUCAGCAGCACUUUGUUUCAAAUACUCAAAACCUUCCAGUGACAUCACAUACUGCGGGGCCCUCGUCAUUCGUGCCCUCUGGUUCAGUUUCCAAGCCCUCCAUGCAUCACAUGGGUAAUGCAUCCACGAUUGUUCCUGGACACCCGGGAACUGGCCACCAGCAUCCUGCUAGCCCAAGCCAGCCUUCAGGAGGGUUAACCAUUGCCCCCACACAUUCUGUCGCCACCACCAGCUCCCAUAGCGGUAUGCCGAACGUGCCUGCCACAGUGCCCAGUACCACCAACACCACUAAGGGGGUGCCAAGUCAAGCGCUUGGCACGGCCGGAAAUCUCCAACCCCAGGGAGCACAAGGAGGGUUGAACACGAGCCUUCACGCUGAAGACGGUAGGCAGAAGUUGGACACUCUACCUCAGUCCAGUGUCGUCCCCGGGAAAGAUGCUGUGAAGCCUUUCAUCACGGAGGGUCUCAACCUGCCCAGCCCUGCUGUCAACAGCCUGUUCAACAUCCACAUUGCCAUGGAUGGUGAUGAAGACAGUGCGUCGGGUGCCAGCGUGGUUGCUAUCGAUAACAAGAUAGAGCAGGCAAUGGACUUGGUGAAGAGCCACCUGAUGUAUGCAGUCCGGGAGGAGGUGGAGGUCCUAAAGGAGCAGAUCAAGGAGCUUUACGAAAGGAACUCUGUGUUGGAACGUGAGAACGCGGUGCUCAAGUCGCUGGCCAACUCGGAACAACUCAACCAGCUGUCCAGUCAGCUCACCACCGUCAGCAGCACGUCAUCUCCUCAGCAGCAGCAGCAGCAGCCGCCAGCGACCACCAACAGCGCCGUCCCCACCGUACACCACGAGGGGACCCAGGGUGUCCCUCAUCAUCCCAACAUAACCUCAGCGUGAUCUCCUUGCCCCCAUAACACACACGCUCAAAAACACACACCUCCUGAGGCAGGCAAAGACGAUCCUGCUCGAGGAGACACCAACUUCUACCGUCCCAAUCGAAAGCAACAGGCUCUUUGCUCAGUCGGCUCCAUCGGCGGUCAGAUCGGGAGCCAUGGCGCUUUGGUGCGUGCGUCCCGCCACCGCUGAGCUGCUGCUUUACUUAGAGAACUUUUCAGAACUCUGGCCACAGCGCACCGUUUAACUUAAUGCUGUUGUGUGUAGAAGGAGGGGGUCAAAGGGCUCAGAGAGCUGUUUUUGUCAGGGCAGCAAGUGGUCAGAGGUGAGCACGGCCACUUGGGUGGCCCAGUGAGCUGAUGGAGAUUUCAUCACAACCAGCACAGAGGCCUUCAGUCAUCCAAGUUCGCUCCGUCCCUGGAUUGGAGGGCAGAGGGGGCGGAGCCAGUGGACGGGCCCAUCCUCUUCAAGCAAAAAAAAAAAAAAAAGGCGCCAUUUGUGGGCACUUCUGCUUGACCUGAGUCAACUGCCCCAGCUUGUUAUAUGCUGCAACAAAAACGCUUUCAUUUCCACAAAGCCACCAUCCUUCGACAUGAAUCAUCAUCCUUUUCAUUCUGUUUUAGUAUUUGCAUUUAUUUAUUUCAGGGCUGCUAUUUUCAUCAUUUAAAUGAACAAUGUCGUGGAGAUAAAACCUUUUUUUUUUGUUCUUUUCGGUAUCUUAGAGUCUGUCAGGUAUAAAAUUCAGUAGUCGACAUGUAGAUCUCAAUAAGUAGGCAAUAAAUUUGAAUAAACAAUGCUAACACUAAAGCCGAGCUUGCAUUAGGCGAAAUCCAGGUUGAAUGUAUAUUUUGUAACAUGUAAAGUAUUAGGCGUGAGGACGCUCAGAGGUGAAAUAUGUGCUGGGAUGUAUCCUUUAAGAAAACUUAAUUCAUUUUUUUCUUGAACUAAAGAGAUGAAUUGAGGGGUUGGUUGCGGGAUGAAAAGCUGUGAAAAUCGUUGGACCUACUUUAUAACCAAAGACGCCAAGCUGUGUAAGCCCCUCCCCUUGCGCCCCCACUUUUUUUUUUUUUUUUAAAUGCACACUAUAUUUUUUCUACCUUUGUCCCUUUAUUUUUGUUGCAUGUUCUGCAUGAUCUGUAAUCAACCCACUUUCUUACCUCAUGUUUUUAAUCCAGCACUCUUAUUGUUCUGUCAGGUUCUGCGAAUGUGAAAGGAUUUCUGAGAGCGAAAGGGAACAAUGGGGUGGAGGGUGGAGCGAGUGAUGAAGGGCAAGGGAAUCUAAUGAAUGGAGAGGCGUUUGUGGAAGAGAGAGCCUUGAGCGUGAAAAACGUCAUGAAAAAAACGGAGCCAUCUUGUUUGGUUGGUGUCUAUAAUAGCUGUGUGAAAUGUCAUAUGCAGAGAAAAGGUUUGUUACAUUGCAGAUUUUAAUGUAUUUAAAAACACAGCAUUUGAUUUUGAUUGUAGUGUACCAACACUCGCUUACAAAAUAACAAUAACCACAGAAGCAAUUUUAACAUUUCACAUUUUCAAGCUGAAACCCAGAAGAUUGUCAUAUUACGGGAUGUUGCAUUUGUCUCGCAUUUUGUGCCUCCUGCGACGUCGCCUGAUGUGGUCAGGUGAUCCGGUCUGUCUCUCUCUGUGGCUUAAAACCAAACCAAAACGCUUGGUAAUUGUACAAUCAAUCUUUUUCCCCCACAAGAAUGGGACUUUUUUUUUGUGCAGAUGGGCUUUGUUUAUCUCUUUUGAGUUCUUUUCCAUUUGUAUUUCAUUUGAAGGAGAUGCCGUGUACAUGCCAAGUGUACUGUAUGGAAGUGAUCACUGAGCCUUGGAGAAUAUAUCUUAACAAUGCCCUUGUAAUGUGCUGUUCAGACAAUUUUAGUUUUCAGUCAAAAAUAAAUUACUGUU
This is a messenger RNA of Synchiropus splendidus (mandarinfish), 4559 nucleotides long. It is a transcript of the gene tsc22d2, whose product is annotated as TSC22 domain family 2. Gene Ontology annotation, biological process: regulation of transcription by RNA polymerase II. The record is from RefSeq and is a predicted model, not a curated record. The coding region runs from base 774 to 2657 and encodes 627 amino acids. NCBI's taxonomy places the organism in Eukaryota, Metazoa, Chordata, Actinopteri, Syngnathiformes, Callionymidae. The transcript has 3 exons.